Molecule: messenger RNA, 564 nt
Organism: Mycena indigotica
Lineage: Eukaryota; Fungi; Basidiomycota; Agaricomycetes; Agaricales; Mycenaceae
Exons: 5
Coding region: 1-564 (187 amino acids)
Source: RefSeq, a predicted model, not a curated record
AUGUUGCCAACUCUAUGGCCGGUCUUGAUAUCGGUUUCUGACAUGCUUUUGGUGUUGCGCCAUCUGAUUAGACAAGUUGCCAUCGCGUAUCGAAUCCUCAGUACUCGAUCAAUAAGGAAUUUGCAAGCCAGUCGUAUCAGAACUGCACUUAUCAUCUUUGUGGAGUCUGCCGUCAUCUACUCUGCUUCUGUUCUCGCCUUGGUGGUUGUCUAUGAGCUGAGCAACAACGCCCACUAUAUCCUGCUCGAUCUGACGACCUCAAUCAUUGGCGUCACAUUCACCCUUGUAACUCUUCGCCUGGCACUGGCCUCGCCAUCCAGCGGCCACUCAGAUGCCGGGAAUGUGAACUCCGAUCCCGCCCAGAGCCGGGCUAACAGCAGACGGCACAACUCCAGCUACACGUACCCGCUGACUACAGUGUCGAUUUCGCGAUUUGUGGAGGUCAGCCGGGAACGUGGGCAAUAUGAGCAGGAUGUCUCCUCGGAGGCCGACUCGUUACCGGAGACUCCGAUUGGGAAGGAAGACAUCGGGUCGGUGCUGCCCAAGGAGGCGCUAGACGUGUGA